UCAAUCUUAAUUUCAUUAUGGUGGUUAUAAUUGCAGACCAAACUCUAAAGCCUCUGAGUAUGAAGAAAUCGGUGGGCGUAAAAAGUAAAAAGGUUAGCACUGAUAUACCUAAUGAUCUUCUCUUUUCUAUUUUGUCAAAAUUGUCUCUUAAAUCUUUGAAGCGUUUUGAAUGUGUAUGCAAACCAUGGACCCUUUUGCUUAAAAACCCUAUUUUCACGAGAUUGUUAUGUGACAAUUUCUUACAUAAUUUCGAUAGUUAUUAUCAUGAUAGAUCUCUCUUUCUGAGUCAUCUCAAAACUAUUAAUUUUGACACCAAAUUUGUGUUGUAUUCUUAUUCUGGUGAGAGGUAUGAGAAUAUGACCAACUUAAAUUGGCCAAAUCCAUUUCAAGAAGAGGAUCCUAAUUUUGAUAUUUUGGGAUCUGGUAUUAUUAAUGGAGUUCUUUGUCUAAUUAGUUGCUCUCAUCAAAGUAUAAAAUUUGUAUUGUGGAACCCAACUACUGAAGAAUUCAAGGUUAUUCCUAAUAGCCCUUUUGAUUUCUUUGGAGAUAGAUUUGAAAUUAAUGAACGUGGUUUUGGCUAUGAUUGUGUUGGAGAUGACUAUAAGGUGAUCCGAGAGAUAACAUUUGAUCUAGAAAGUGACUAUGUCACUAAGAUUGCGUCAUUAGGGAAAAUAUCUCAUAACCCCUUUUGGGAGAUAUAUAGCUUACGAAGUAACUCUUGGAAGAAACUUAAAUUUGAUAUCCAUCAUGAAAAGAUAAACAAAGGAGUCUGCUUGGAUGGAGUGUGUCAUUGGUUAUGUGAAAGAACCUAUAAGGAUGAUAAAGGUAAUGAAAUAUAUUUGUUGUCAUUUUAUCUAACCGAUGAGGUAUUCCUUAUUACACCCAUAGAAGAUCAUACUUUUCAAUUAAGGACUACAACAAAAGAGUUAUGUGUGUUAAAUGGGUUCAUUGCUUUAAUCUCAACAAAUGAAGACAUGGUCUCUCUUCAAAUAUCGAUUUUUACCCCUUGCCUUACAUUGUCUAUCCGAUCGGAGUAGGAAAUAAGGGUGAUAUAUUAUUGUUAAAAGAGGAUAGAAAACUCAUCUCUUUUAAUUUAAGCACGGAACAAAUUGAAGAACUCAACUUUGCAGGAAAUCAUUUUUGUGGUACGACAAUACUCUACAAAGAAAGUCUUCGUCCGAUUUUGGGUUAGGAAACUACUCAAAGUGUCCUCCAAAUUGUGUAUCAAGAAACAAUUUGAUAUUGUAUGACUUUAGUAAUUUGAUUUUGAUGUUUUUAUUUCAUCUUA
Lathyrus oleraceus (garden pea) is the source of this 1288-nucleotide messenger RNA. RefSeq names its product putative F-box protein At3g16210. NCBI's taxonomy places the organism in Eukaryota, Viridiplantae, Streptophyta, Magnoliopsida, Fabales, Fabaceae. Bases 18 to 1037 code for a protein of 339 amino acids. The transcript has a single exon. Gene Ontology annotation, molecular function: protein binding. The record is from RefSeq and is a predicted model, not a curated record.